Molecule: messenger RNA, 1122 nt
Organism: Phymastichus coffea
Lineage: Eukaryota; Metazoa; Arthropoda; Insecta; Hymenoptera; Eulophidae
Product: major royal jelly protein 5-like
Exons: 3
Coding region: 1-1122 (373 amino acids)
Cellular component (GO): extracellular region
Source: RefSeq, a predicted model, not a curated record
AUGAGGCUCCCGGCGCUCUUUCCGCUGCUGACUCUGCUAGGCGUAGCUGUCGUCGCCUACGAGCCGCCGUCGCAAAAAUGUAAGGCCGUCGUUUGGUCGGGUGGCAAUAGCAUCGAGUGGCCGAGUCCGGCCACGAAAGCGCAGUACAAGAGCGAGGGGAAGUACAUCGGCAGGAACGUGAUCGCCACUCGCGCGGUCAUCCACAAGGACGACGCUUACCUCGCAUUGCCAAGGUACAAGUCUGGCGUUCCGUUCACCUUGGCGCGCAUCAGCCUCAAAGGUAGAAACUGCCGGACGAGUCUGAGUCCGUUCCCGCGCUGGUCUCUCCACGACGAGGGCAACUGCGCUGCUCUGCAGAACGUCGUCGACGUGUUCCUCGAUGCCCAGGACAUCCUCUGGGCGCUGGAUACCGGCGUCGUCAAUUCCUUCGAGGCGACCGCCAAUCGCACUUGCCCGCCGAAGGUCGUCGCCGUCAACGCAAGAUCCGGCAAGGUGGUGAAGUACGUCGAUCUGAGCAGCCUGACCAACAACGAGUCCCAUCUGCAGUACGUGAUCGCCGACUACAGCUACGACGGCCGGGUCUUCGCGUACGUCUCGGACGCGUCGAACCGCGCCAUACUGGUCUUCGACGUGAGCUCGGCUCGCGGUUACCGUCUCAUCCUCCCGGAGCACGUGGCUCUGGGCAGUACCAAGCGAGACGUUCUUUACAUUGGCUUGGUGCGUCGUCCCGACCACGCCAAUUUCUUGCUGCUGAGUUACAUCAACAGCAAGCACGUUUACGCGAUCGCCACGAGUUAUCUGCACAGUGGCGAAGCCAACGCUCGAAUCGACGAUCUGGGACCGAAAUUGGCUAAAAUCGUGUUUUUGGGAACGGACAACGGGAGCGCGGUGUUUUACAGAAGGGAAGGCGAGAGCGACGUUUAUAGGUGGGACUUGAUGGAAAGUCCGAUAAGCCAUUACAUGAGUAUACAGAGAGUUUACAAAGGCAAUAAUUAUGCUUUGCCGACGCAAGUUAGCGUGGAUUUGAAGAGAGGCAGAAUCAGGAUUCUCGAGUCCAACUUCCCGGAUUUCUUUCAAGGCACUGUUGGUUGUGGUGUCAAUCAUGCGCUGCGAUUGUUCUAA